AUGGCAACCUAUCUUGUCACUGGAGCAACAGGCGUCCAAGGCGGCGCAGUGGUUUCCGAACUGCUCGCCGCCGGAGCGACAAUCCACGCCGUGGUGCGGGAUCCCACAAGUGCGAAAGCUGCCGCUCUUCGUGAAAAGGGCGUCGUUCUAUUCCAAGGCACCCAUGAAGAGCCGGACACGGCGUUCCGAGCUGCCGCCGCAGGAUGCACCGGUCUGUUUCUGAACCUCUCCAUCUUUGAGCCUGGGAAGGCCAGGGCCCAAGCAGACGCCGUGACAAAAGCAUGCAAGGCCGGUGCUGGAAACAGCCUCACGAGCAUAGUCCUCUCAUCAACGUCCAGGACGAUGGAAAUGAGCACGCAGCCCAGCACAACAUCUGCAGUCCAUCCGUGGCUGGGUCUGUACUACACGGCGAAAGCUGAAGUCGAAGCAGCAGUGCGCGACAGUGGGAUCCGGGACUACACCAUCCUCCGUCCACCAAUAUUGAACCACGAUUUUUUCCUGCCACAUUCCGCUCAUUCGCAUGGCUUCCCACACCUUCCGCGGUCAGGUACAUUGGUUACCUCCCUGGACGACAACCGGACCAUGCCGUACCUGGACGGGUACGACGUCGGCAAGUUUGCGGUGGCCGCGCUGCUGAACCCGACAAAGUUCAGCGGUCACGAAAUCGACCUUGCAAGCGACAACCUGUCAGCACGAGACGUGUGCGAAAUCCUGGCUCGGGUCAGUGGGCUCGACGUCAAAUUCCACAAGCGCACACCAGCCGAGAUGGAGGAGUCGAAGAACACCGAGCUCUUCCAGGUCUUUGAAAUUCUGACAAACCGUGUUGGGCGCCGGGUGGAUGUCCAGGGCCUGGAACAAAAGUAUGGUAUCAAAACGACCACGUUUGAGGAGUACAUGGAAAGAAAUAAGGAGAGGCUUCUGGGCUCGCUUCCUCCUCGGUCAGCCGCUUUCCUUCAAUCAGCUUCUUGA
Molecule: messenger RNA, 969 nt
Organism: Exophiala spinifera
Lineage: Eukaryota; Fungi; Ascomycota; Eurotiomycetes; Chaetothyriales; Herpotrichiellaceae
Exons: 1
Coding region: 1-969 (322 amino acids)
Source: RefSeq, a predicted model, not a curated record